This is a messenger RNA of Bradysia coprophila, 1974 nucleotides long. RefSeq names its product putative cytochrome P450 6a21. NCBI's taxonomy places the organism in Eukaryota, Metazoa, Arthropoda, Insecta, Diptera, Sciaridae. The record is from RefSeq and is a predicted model, not a curated record. Gene Ontology annotation, molecular function: oxidoreductase activity, acting on paired donors, with incorporation or reduction of molecular oxygen; heme binding; iron ion binding.
GUUAUGUCGUCGUUCCACCUUAAGAUUAAUUUCGUUUUGUCGAUUUAAUAAUAGAAAAUCAUAAUCGAGAGAAGGAAAAAAAGCAAAUUAUUUAGUUAGGCGUUACGCGUUCAGCUGUGAACAUGAUCGUGUUGCUAACGUUAGUGAUCGGUGUCGUCACCGUUCUGUAUUUAAUUUUGCGUCGUAAAAUGAACUAUUGGCAAGACCGUGGCAUUCCAUGUCUGGAACCAUCGUUACUGGUCGGCAAUCUGGAUGGUGUUGGCCAGAAAAUCCACAACAAUGUCAACGUUCAAUUGGUCUACGAAAAUUUCAAAAUCAACCAUAAAGUUUGCGGAUACUACUUGUUGCAGUCGCCACUCCUUAUCAUUUUGGAUUUGGAUUUGGUAAAGAGCAUACUGAUCAAGGAUUUCAAUAAUUUCGUGGACAGAGGCAUGUACAACAAUCCCGACGAAGAUCCACUUUCCGGCCAUCUAUUGGCAAUCGAGGGCGCCAAAUGGCGGAAUAUCCGAAACAAAUUGAGUUCGACAUUCACCAGCGGCAAGAUGAAAAUGAUGUUUCCGAUAAUUCAGUCGUAUUCGCACGAUUUGGUUAAUUUGGUGGAACAACUAUCGACAAAGGACACGAAAGGUUUCGACAUAAAAGCAGUCUGUACAAGAUUUACGGCUGAUGUGAUUGGUUCGUGCGGUUUCGGCCUUGAAUGCAAUGCACUUAAAGACGAAAAUUCCGAAAUGCUGAGAAUGGGCGAAUUUUUCGAUCUCCGAGAUCCGUGGGUUCGUUUGAAUUUCUUUUUCGUGAACGUGUUUCCCAACUUUGCUAAGCGAUUUAAGAUGAAAGUGACACCGAAAUUCAUAGUCGAUUUUUUCAUGCCAGUAAUUAAACAGACGUACGACUAUCGUGUGAACAGCGACGACGUUAAGAGAAACGACUUUAUGUCACUGCUCAUACAAAUCAUGAAGAGUGGUCAAGUUCGUCAUGGAGACGGUACCGAAGCGAUGACAUUCAAUGAACUAGCAGCGCAGGCGUUCCUAUUUUUCGUGGCUGGCUUUGAAACAAGCAGUACAACCAUGACAUUGGCUUUGUACGAGAUAGCAUACAGAAGCGAUAUUCAAGAGAAGCUGAGAAAGGAGAUCGUUGAGGUGGAAAAACACCACAAUGGUGAAAUUACGUAUGAAGCAAUCGGUGAAAUGACUUAUCUGGAUCAGAUUGUUAAUGAAACAUUGCGACUGUAUACGCCAGUCAGUCAACUGUUCCGAAUAUGCAUCAACGAUUACAAAGUCCUUGGCACGAAUUUCGUUAUUCCAAAGGGAAUGCCAGUCAUGAUCCCAGUUCAUGCCAUACACCACGACUCCAGAUAUUAUUACGAUCCCGAGGUCUUUAAUCCAGACCGAUUCAGCCACGAAGAACUUAAGAAGCGGUCACAUUACUCGUUUCUACCAUUCGGUGACGGUCCGCGUAAUUGCAUGGGCAUGAGAUUUGGUCAAAUGCAGGUCAAAUUGGGCAUUGCAACGAUGAUAAAAAAUUUCAAAUUUUCCUUUCACGAGAAUACAACGUAUCCACUCUGGUUGGAUACCAGAGGUGUUAUGCUCAUGCCACUGCAUCCCAUUCGAUUAGUUGCGGAAAAAAUUUGAUUUAUUUCAACGACCGCGACCAUGAUGAUAUAACCGGACUAUUCACUUCAUCUGACUGGUCUGGUCACUGAGCUGAAUGUUACAUUCAGCCACAUUUAGUGGUUGGGUUCAAGAUGUAAGAAAUUGAGAUUUCUAAAUUUUUCACUUAAAACGGAAAUUUACGGCAGUGUUAAUCGAUUUUUAUUGACGUCUCAUUUCGCCAAUCGAAUCAACUGAACAUAUUUGUUUAGAAACAGUUCUCCCAUUAAAACUGUGACUGUCCUCCAAAAAGGUUAAACGAUGUUUUACGAUUGCUUUAACGCAAGCCACAGUGAAAACAUUGUCAGCGUGUUGAGGUUCGAAUAAU